AUGUCGAAUAAACACGAUAGACGAUUAUUACGUGAUGAUUUAAUUGAUGAUAUGAUUGAACCGCCAAUACUAUCAUCAACAUUAAAUAAUCCUGCGGCAUCUUCAUUUUUUAUUGAUAGUGCAAAAAUAACGCAAAAUCGAAAUUAUCCAAGUUAUCCAUUAGUAUUUAAUAAACCGAAAUUUGAACAAACCGAUAGUUCAAUAAAAACAAUAAAGAAUGAUCAACGUGAUCGUUCUCAAAUAAAAUCAUCAUCUCGUAUUAUUCCAUCAUCACUGUUGAUAAGUAAUGAUGAACGACGAAAAGAAAUUGAUCGAAUUAUAAAAAAUUUAUACGAUGGAAAAUUAUUAACAGCAAAUAAUGAUGAUCUUUCACUAUCGGAUAAUUCAGAAUCACAGAUUCAUUCGUUGAGUAGAGGAGCAACAACAUUCUCGGCAACAACAACAGCAGCAACAACAACAACAACAGCAGUCAAAACUGAUGAGGAAAGUAAAAACAAUGAGUUACUCACACUUGAUAGUGAUGUUACAUCAUUACAACGUGAAUUGAAAGAAAAAGAACUUGAUAUUGGUCAUUUACAUAAAGAAAUUCAAGAAUUACAACUUGAAAAUAAAUUACUUAAAGCUAAAGGACCAUCUGUUUAUUCAAACGGUUAUACAAAUAAUAAUAAUGAAACAGAAGUACAUCAUCGUCGUGAAAAAAAUGAUUUAUCUAUUCCACCACAAAAUCUAAUUAUUAAUCGUUCAAAUCGAAAUGAUGAUAUUCAUAUACAUCAAAAAGAAGUAUAUGAAAAUAAAUUAAAAUCUUAUGAAAAACAAAUGCGUAUAUUAGUCAAUGAAAAUGAUAAAUUAAAACAAAAUGCGCAUCAAACUGAACGAAUUCUUCAACAAAUGAAACGAGAAAAUGAAGAAUUACAAAAAAAAGUUACUGAGGUUAAAAAACGUAACGAUGAAUUAUUUUACCAAGAAUUUCAUUCACUCAGAAAUAAUUUAAAAGUACUUAAAGAACGAAAUAAUGAAUUAUUUCAAGAAAAUUUUCGUUUACAACAAGAACAACAGAAUAUUAUUUGGCGUUCAACUCUUCAUGAACAACAAUCAAUACCAUCAUUAAAAACAUCUCAUUCAGAUUUAAAACAUAUUAAACUUGCGCGAGAUGAAAGUCCGUAUUUAUCGGAAGGAAGUGAUUCAACAAAUUAUUUGACAACUGUUAAUGCUGCUGAUCCAUAUACAACUCGACCUACAACAUCCACGUAUCGUUCAGCAACAAUCGAUGGAAAUAAUCAUCAUCGUACAACAAGAUAUAAUUCAUCAACAGCACAAGAAGAAAUUAAUCGAAAUAUUAAUUCAAUUCCUUCAUCGAAAUCUUUCGAUCAACCAUUGAAUUUUCGUUCAUCAAAAACAAAACAUAUGACUGAAUGGAACGAACAAAAUAUUCGCAACAAUGAAGAUAUUAAAAAUUAUGAUGAACAUUAUCCAACAAAAGAUAAUACAAAAUCAAUAUCUUUAUCAUCAUCACGUGUUUUUCAAUCAGAAUAUUCGAAUAAUCGUACUGCAACAUCAAAUGAUUCUCGACAUGGUUCACGACGACCAUCAAAUAAUUCACAUGAUGAUCGCCGUCAAAGUCGAGGAAAUAUUCCAACGAUAAGUCCAAGACGUCCAUAUGCUCCAUUAUCUAUUAAUGAUAUUCAUGUAAAUGAUAUAAUUAAAUUUUCUCGACCAGGUAGUAAAGUAAGUAAAGGUACUGUUAAAUAUAUUGGACCAUUACCUGAUAAAAAAGAUCAAUAUCUUGGAUUAGAAUUAGAUGAUGAUGAAGAAAGUAAACAUGAUGGAAUAUUUCAAGAUCAACGAAUAUUUCAAUGUAAACCAAAUAAAGGAGUAUUUGUUGGAUUUAAUAAAGUGAUUAUGGCAUGGAGUGGACAAUAA
This is a messenger RNA of Adineta steineri, 1920 nucleotides long. The record is from the annotation of a GenBank genome assembly. NCBI's taxonomy places the organism in Eukaryota, Metazoa, Rotifera, Eurotatoria, Adinetida, Adinetidae.